AUGUCUCCACCAGCUCUUUUGGUGUCAUUGCUCCUCACGAACAUCCCCGCAGCAUCAGCGAGUAGUCUCCUUUGGUACAAUGCAACCCUUGACGAGGGACGGGUCGAAUGCGUCUACCCAAUCAGCGGGCAAUAUGCUCUUCUUCAGCGAGCUCUCUACUAUUGCCUCCUUCUCUUCUCCAUCGUCAGUCGCAAGACGCCAUGGUUGGUGGUCGGUGCGCUUGGUGCAGCCAUGACCUACGCCGGAUCGGCCGCCGUCCAUGCAACCAUCCUCGCGGGCAUAUCGCGCAAUUCUUUGCUAGACCUGGAUUGCCUUGGGAUCUUUGCCAUCGUCAGCGUGGGAAGCUUAGUCGUGACGGUAUUCUUCCAUGGUUCUGAGCUCCUGCGCGAAUCCCCUGCUCGGCCGGUAUUUCAAUACUGGGGGUUACUGAUGGUGGUUGGGACAAUCUGUGCCGUUGUCGCGAUGUUGAGGGACUAUCCCAGCGAGGAGAGAUGUACAUCUAUACCAAGUGAUGCGACCAACAUAACAGAACCCAUACUGCUGACAAGCACGGCCCAAUUAGACCUGAUGCGGUUCAACUGCACGUACGCCUGCUUCCAGACACGACAAGCAUUUCGAAACCCGAGCGACAUUCUCAUUUUACCGGCAGGUACGGUAUCGGUUCAGAGAUUCAAAUUAUUAGCAGCCUCAAUGUGCCUCUCGGUAUUCCUCGGGGCCGUGGUGUCCCUCUACCGUCUUCUCCUGACUCCCCGCUACUACACGAAGGAUGAGUUGGAACGAACACUCCGUUCAGCAAACAAGACCCUCGCAAGAAGUGACCUCUUCCCGAAACAGCGCCGCUACGCAAAACAGAUGCGAUCGAUGGUGCAGAAGAAGUUGGCUCGGGGUCAGAAGCGCGCCCGGCCGGGCUUGAUGACCGAUCUGUUGGCCAUCGCCUGUGUGGUCGUCAUCGUCUUGAACGAGGUUUUCAUCCAUAUCGGCAAGGAGAUACCUACCAGCGAACCACCGUACGCUGUGGGACAAUGGGGUCCAUGGGUAGCUGUGAUCCUGGCGUUGGCGGGAUCUGCCAUCGUGGAGUAUCACCGGCCAGCGUGGGAGGAACGGCAGCGGAUAUUGACGGAGGAGGGCGUACUUGCCCAAGGAGAGAAUGCCCCAUCGUUGUUCUCUUCAGCAUGGAUGGGCUGGCGAAAGCUGUCUGGGAAAUGGGCGGAACGAAGGGCUGAAAUGGUGCAGUGGCCAGGCAGCCUGGCGAAGGGGAUUGCCUAG
Aspergillus pseudoviridinutans is the source of this 1266-nucleotide messenger RNA. RefSeq lists its product as uncharacterized. The record is from RefSeq and is a predicted model, not a curated record. The transcript has a single exon. The coding region runs from base 1 to 1266 and encodes 421 amino acids. Lineage: Eukaryota; Fungi; Ascomycota; Eurotiomycetes; Eurotiales; Aspergillaceae.